GGAGCCUCACUCCUUAACCAUAAGUACUUCCAACGUUGUGACCGGUGCUCUGCGUGUUAAAAAUAAACGAGUGGAUAUACAACUGUUCGACCAACAUCCAGAGAACCUCUUAUUUUUUCCAAGACUAAAACAAAAAAAGUUUUCAAUAAUAUGGGAGAAAAAAAUAUUUUUCUUUUGACUGUUUGGAUAAUUUUGGGAAACAUCUUUGCAACGGUUUCUUCUGUCCCUGAGGCCACUACUGUGUUUGUAAACACCACGGUCUCUGCUCCCCUGCCCACCACUGCUGAAUGGAUCACAGACUUCACUGACAUCGUGUCCAAGUUCUCCCUGCGCACAGUGGACAUCCCCGAUGAUGACAUGUGUUACAUCGUGGCCGGCAGGCCAGAAACCAUCCAAGAGUGUAAUUUCAACGCAGAAACGCAGACCUUCGUUGUGAUACAUGGCUGGACGGUAACUGGGAUGUUUGAGAGCUGGGUUCCCAAGCUUGUGUCUGCGUUGUAUGAGCGUGAACCCACGGCCAAUGUGAUUGUAGUGGACUGGCUGACCCGCGCCAACCAGCACUACCCGACCUCUGCAGCCUACACCAAACUAGUGGGCCGUGACGUCGCCAAGUUUAUUACCUGGUUACAAAAAGAGCUGCAGUUGCCAUGGGAGAGGAUCCAUCUGCUGGGUUACAGUCUGGGAGCACAUGUGGCUGGAAUCGCUGGAGGCCUCACUGACCAUAAAAUCAGCAGGAUCACAGGUCUGGAUCCGGCUGGCCCCACCUUCGAGCAUGCAGAUGACCAGAACACUCUGUCCCGAGAUGAUGCCCAGUUUGUGGACGUCUUGCACACCAACACCAGGGGCUCCCCGGACCGCAGCAUCGGCAUCCAGAGGCCUGUGGGCCACAUCGACAUUUACCCCAAUGGAGGCACCUUCCAGCCGGGCUGUGACAUCCAGAAUACCUUGAUGGGGAUUGCUUUGGAAGGAAUCAAGGGCCUCCAAAAUAUGGACCAGCUCAUCAAAUGUUCCCAUGAACGCUCCAUCCACCUGUUCAUCGACUCUCUGCUGAACACCCAGCAGCAGAGCAUGGCAUACCGCUGCAACUCCAAAGAGGCCUUCAACAAGGGACUGUGCCUCAACUGCAGGAAGAAUCGCUGCAACAAGCUUGGUUACAACAUCAACAAGGUCCGCACGACCCGCAGCACCAAGAUGUACCUCAAGACUCGUGAAAUGAUGCCAUACAAAGUUUUCCAUUACCAAGUGAAGGUGCAUUUCUUCAGUAAGGACCGGCUGAGCUUCACAGAGCAGCCAAUGAAGAUUUCUCUGCAUGGAACCCACGGAGAGAAGGAGGACAUCUCCUUUGUCCUGCCGGUCUUGAAUGGUAACUCUACUUUAUCCUUCCUCAUCACCACCGACGUUGACAUUGGAGAACUGAUGAUGGUGAAGAUACGCUGGGAGAAGGACGCAAUCAUCAGCUGGUCAGACUGGUGGGGCAGCAGCAAGUUCCACAUCCGGAAAAUGCGCAUCAAGUCUGGGGAGACCCAGUCCAAGGCGAUCUUCAGUUCGAAAGACGGAGAAUUUGCCUACCUUGUUAGGGGAGGAGAGAAUGCAGUCUUUGUCAAGUCAAAAGAAGACAACAUGAGCCGUAAAGAGAAACUAAUGCACAAGCUGAAGAUGCAGGGCAGUCUCUUCUCACAGAACGACGCUUGAAGUUGCACUUGGCAACACACACCCACAUCAUGCACAUUAUCCAUCUCUACAUACAUAGCCAAAGAUGGACACAGCACACAGCAACACUGGGAAAGCCUGUGCAAGUAACUGGACAUAUAUAUAAUGACUGCUGCGUUUUUUUUUCUUCUGAUUUUUCCUGUUUUUCCCAGUACAACCAACACAACCUCAUCCACAGUGCUGGAAAUCAGUCUGUUCACAAGCUCUGUCCUGUCUCUGAAAGCUUCCUCUGCUGCUGAAAAAUGUCACAGGCUUCUUUGUGAUGAUGUACUCACAGUUUUACUAAUUCACACUUUCAGUAACUUUUGCUGUGUAUCUUUGUAAUCAUUUGUUUAUGCUUUUGUAGCCUAUAUGUACUGUUUAUACUGAUUUUAAUGUAAUUUGAAACCCCGAGCUGUUGUGUUUUCUUUUCUUAUGUGAACUGAGAUUAUUGUUAGUGUAAAAGUGAUUCAGUGGCAGGCAUAAUUUAGGCACAUAGUUUCCUUUUUUCUUUUUGUUUUUUUAAACAUGCAAAAUGAUCACUUUGUCCCUAAUGUUUGUCUUUGCCUAACCACUAAUUGCCAACAAUCAACAGGGGACCAAAGAAAUAUUAACUAUCUACUGAAUGGAGAAUCACAGUGGUCAUUGUAAAUACCCUUUUUUAAUCAGUAUAUAUAUAUAUUUUUUGAAUAUGGGUUAUGUGUUCAUAUCUGAUCUCUUGAAGCCUUGCUUGUUCUUUGAUCACCUUUUGGUUAUUGUGUCACUGGUCACUUUAAAAGGCUCUGUGUCCCCUGCAGCAAUUUUAGAUGCAAAGGUCAUUGAGAGUUCAGUCCAGCAGGGACAUGCAUUCUUUAGUUUUGGUCAUUUUUUCAUCAAAAUAAACCAAGGUCACUUUUAAUGAUCCAGUAAUGGCUAAAUGCACCCGAGAACUUCAUGAAUGGGUCAAUAGUCAUACCUCAUUGACUAAGCUCGGUCUAUAACAGGCCCUUAUUUUGAAAGGUCAAACAUAACAAAAUUGCUUAUAAAAUCAAAUUCAAGCCUUUUAAAUUUGUGAUGGACUGGCCCACAUGAUAGCCAUAAUACAUCUCAAGAAUACUUCAUAUUGUAUUUAUUGAAUGUACAUUUAUAUAUUUGUAUAUUAAGCUGUAAUAUAUUUUGGCAGGCUUCCAUUGUCAUCUGUAUUUUUUAUAAAUGAAGCGUUUUGUGAUUUUAUGCAAAAGGCUUUGGAAUGAUCAAUCAAAUUGGUCUCCAUGCCAGCUGUUGAGUGCAUUUACUUUUUUUUUGAACUGAAAUGCAGUGCACUGUAUAAAGAAAGAGCCCUUGGUUUAAUAAAGAGAUAAACCACA
Messenger RNA from Toxotes jaculatrix (banded archerfish), 3035 nucleotides. It is a transcript of the gene lpla, whose product is annotated as lipoprotein lipase. Gene Ontology annotation, biological process: lipid metabolic process. The coding region runs from base 151 to 1692 and encodes 513 amino acids. The record is from RefSeq and is a predicted model, not a curated record. The transcript is spliced from 10 exons. NCBI's taxonomy places the organism in Eukaryota, Metazoa, Chordata, Actinopteri, Toxotidae. Gene Ontology annotation, molecular function: apolipoprotein binding; lipoprotein lipase activity.